UUAUAGGCGCGCGUCCCGGGGGCGGGAGUCAGCUGAGCUACUCGGGCGAGGUUGCGAUCACCUGGAAUCGGCAAAAGGGAGUCGGUCUGAUCUCUUGGGGGCGGGAGUUGGGUGCAGGACUGCGCCAGAAUCAAGGGGUCAUGCUCCCCAGUCUGCUCGCUCUAUAAGGCGAGAGCGAGAAGAUCCUCAGGAUUUUAAAGAGGAGGAGGAGGAGGCAGCGGAUUGCCAGGAUCUGUCAGAUCCCUGCCGAGGCUGUGGAGUCGCAGCUUCCAGUCCGGGGAGACGGGGAUCCCUGGGGGAAGCCUUGUUGUAAUCCCUGGGCCCGAGACAGAAGACCCAGAGGCCGGGCACCAUGGCGUCUAUCCUGGAUGAAUACGAGGACUCCCUGUCGCGCUCGGCGGUCUUGCAGCCCGGCUGCCCUAGCGUGGGCAUCCCUCACUCGGGGUAUGUGAAUGCCCAGCUAGAGAAGGAAGUGCCCAUCUUCACGAAGCAGCGCAUUGACUUUACCCCUUCCGAGCGUAUCACCAGUCUUGUCGUCUCCUGCAAUCAGCUCUGCAUGAGCCUGGGCAAGGAUACACUUCUCCGCAUUGACUUGGGCAAAGCAAAUGAACCCAACCACAUGGAGCUGGGGCGCAAGGAUGAUGCCAAAGUUCACAAGAUGUUCCUGGACCAUACUGGCUCUCAUCUGCUGAUUGCUCUGAGCAGUACUGAAGUCCUCUACGUGAACCGUAAUGGACAGAAGGUGCGCCCCCUGGCACGCUGGAAGGGGCAGCUGGUGGAGAGUGUGGGCUGGAACAAGGCCUUGGGCACGGAGACCAGCACAGGCCCCAUCCUGGUCGGCACUGCCCAAGGCCAGAUCUUCGAAGCAGAGAUCUCAGCCAGCGAGGGUGGGCUUUUUGGCCCCGCCCCGGAUCUCUACUUCCGUCCAUUGUACGUGCUAAAUGAAGAAGGGGGUCCAGCACCUGUGUGCUCCCUUGAGGCUGAGCGGGGCCCCGAAGGGCGUGGCUUUGUUAUCGCCACCACUCGGCAGCGCCUCUUCCAGUUCAUAGGCCGAGCUGCUGAGGGAGCUGAGGUCCAGGGCUUCUCAGGGCUCUUUGCUGCCUACACUGACCACCCACCCCCAUUCCGUGAGUUUCCCAGCAGUCUAGGCUACAGCGAGUUGGCCUUCUACACCCCCAAGUUGCGCUCUGCGCCCCGGGCCUUCGCCUGGAUGAUGGGGGAUGGCGUGCUGUACGGAUCGCUGGACUGCGGGCGUCCUGACUCCCUGCUGAGCGAGGAGCGGGUCUGGGAGUACCCAGACGGGGUAGGUCCUGGCGCCAGCCCACCCCUGGCCAUCGUCCUGACCCAGUUCCACUUCCUGCUGCUGCUGGCAGACCGGGUGGAGGCAGUGUGCACGCUGACAGGGCAGGUGGUGCUGCGGGACCACUUCCUGGAGAAGUUUGGGCCUCUGAAGCACAUGGUGAAGGACUCCUCCACGGGCCACCUGUGGGCCUACACCGAGCGGGCUGUCUUCCGCUACCACGUACAGCGGGAGGCCCGGGAUGUCUGGCGCACCUACCUGGACAUGAACCGCUUUGACCUGGCCAAAGAGUACUGUCGAGAGCGGCCUGACUGCCUGGACACCGUCCUGGCCCGUGAGGCUGACUUCUGCUUUCGCCAGCGUCGUUACCUGGAGAGCGCCCGCUGCUACGCCCUGACUCAGAGCUACUUUGAGGAGAUUGCCCUCAAGUUCCUGGAGGCCCGACAAGAGGAGGCUCUGGCCGAGUUCCUACAGCGAAAACUGGCCAGUUUGAAGCCAGCUGAGCGCACCCAGGCCACGCUGCUUACCACCUGGCUGAUGGAGCUCUAUCUGAGCCGGCUCGGGGCCCUGCAGGGGGACCCAGAGGCCCUGACCCUCUACCGGGAAACACGGGAGCGCUUCCGCGCCUUCCUCAGCAGCCCCCGCCACAAGGAGUGGCUCUUUGCCAGCCGGGCCUCCAUCCACGAGCUGCUCGCCAGCCAUGGGGACACGGAGCACAUGGUGUACUUUGCAGUGAUCAUGCAGGACUACGAGCGGGUGGUGGCAUACCACUGCCAGCACGAGGCCUAUGAGGAGGCCCUGGCCGUGCUCGCCCGCCACCGUGACCCCCAGCUCUUCUACAAGUUCUCGCCCAUCCUCAUCCGUCACAUCCCCCGCCAGUUGGUGGAUACCUGGAUUGAGCAGGGCAGCCGGCUGGAUGCCCGGCAGCUCAUCCCUGCCCUGGUGAACUACAGCCAGGGUGGUGAGGCCCAGCAGGUGAGCCAGGCCAUCCGCUACAUGGAGUUCUGCGUGAACGUGCUGGGCGAGACUGAGCAGGCCAUUCACAAUUACCUGCUGUCGCUGUAUGCCCGAGGCCAGCCAGCCUCGCUGCUGGCCUACCUCGAGCAGGCUGGGGCCAGCGCUCACCGGGUACAUUAUGACCUCAAGUAUGCACUGCGGCUCUGCGCUGAGCAUGGCCACCACCGCGCUUGUGUCCACGUCUACAAGGUCCUGGAGCUGUAUGAGGAGGCUGUGGACCUGGCCCUACAGGUGGACGUGGACCUGGCCAAGCAGUGUGCUGACUUGCCCGAGGAAGACGAGGAGCUGCGCAAGAAGCUGUGGCUGAAGAUUGCACGGCACGUGGUGCAGGAGGAGGAGGAUGUGCAGACAGCCAUGGCCUGCCUGGCCAGCUGCCCCCUGCUCAAGAUCGAGGACGUGCUGCCCUUCUUUCCUGACUUCGUCACCAUCGACCACUUCAAGGAGGCCAUCUGCAGCUCGCUUAAGGCCUACAACCACCACAUCCAAGAGCUGCAGCGGGAGAUGGAAGAGGCCACAGCCAGUGCCCAGCGCAUCCGGCGAGACCUGCAGGAGCUGCGCGGCCGCUAUGGCACUGUGGAGCCCCAGGACAAAUGUGCCACCUGCGACUUCCCCUUGCUCAAUCGCCCUUUUUACCUCUUCCUCUGUGGCCACAUGUUCCAUGCUGACUGCCUGCUGCAAGCCGUGCGGCCUGGCCUGCCAGCCUACAAGCAGGCCCGGCUUGAGGAGCUGCAGCGAAAGCUGGGGGCUGCUCCACCCCCUGCCAAGGGCUCUACCCGGGCCAAGGAGGCUGAGGGGGUCGCUGCUGCUGGGGGGCCCAGCAGGGAACAGCUCAAGGCUGACCUGGAUGAACUGGUGGCUGCUGAGUGUGUGUACUGUGGGGAGCUGAUGAUCCGCUCUAUUGACCGGCCCUUCAUCGACCCCCAGCGCUAUGAGGAGGAACACCUCAGUUGGCUGUAGGAAGGUGUCAGCCCUGAAAGGCGGGCAGGCAGGAGGGGCAAUCACUUGUCCCUUCUUGGGAAGGCCAUGGUGUUGUCUGUGCCUGGUCUCCUGGAGGCUGCUGGGCUGGGACUGUGGCGGGGAGAGUGGAAUUAUAGCUGUUGCCCAUGAGGUAUCAGCUCUGAGAACAUUCUGCCCGCUGCCCAUGUUGUUCUUCAGAGCUACCUUUGAGCUGCUGUUUUGCUGGGCUGUCAGCCUACUUUCCCAAUAGAGGGCCGUAGCCUGGAGAAGUCAGAAUUCUGACCCCAUUACCAUCCCUCCCACAUCUAACAGCUCUUAUUUCCUUUUCACUCCCCACACACAUCCUCUUCACCCUCUGGGGCACUACCAUUCUUCCUUUUCAUUCUGUGGCUCUGCUCCCUCAGAAGCCCUCUCUUCUGUCCGCCCCUAGGUCCCAGAAGUGAAAAGACAGUGCCCUCAAAUCCUGGGCAUGGGCUGGGAGGAAAGGUGGUGCUGAUGGUGGGCAUGCUCUUGUGCACACUGUCUGGGACUCCAGUGUGAGGGGUGCCCUGGGGCAGAGGGACUCAUGGAGGACAGUGGGAGAUGGUGUUGGGGUUAGAGAGCAUUAAACUGUCUGCGCUGCCGUGGUGA
Vicugna pacos (alpaca) is the source of this 3904-nucleotide messenger RNA. It is a transcript of the gene VPS18, whose product is annotated as VPS18 core subunit of CORVET and HOPS complexes. NCBI's taxonomy places the organism in Eukaryota, Metazoa, Chordata, Mammalia, Artiodactyla, Camelidae. Gene Ontology annotation, biological process: intracellular protein transport; endosome to lysosome transport; endosome organization. The record is from RefSeq and is a predicted model, not a curated record. Gene Ontology annotation, cellular component: HOPS complex; endosome. Gene Ontology annotation, molecular function: protein-macromolecule adaptor activity.